Messenger RNA from Dioscorea cayenensis subsp. rotundata (Guinea yam), 898 nucleotides. RefSeq lists its product as uncharacterized. Bases 155 to 874 code for a protein of 239 amino acids. NCBI's taxonomy places the organism in Eukaryota, Viridiplantae, Streptophyta, Magnoliopsida, Dioscoreales, Dioscoreaceae. The record is from RefSeq and is a predicted model, not a curated record. The transcript has a single exon.
UUAAGCUAUAAUAAUGUUAGAAAUAUAGAGAGGAACACAUGGGCGGUGAUGGGCAAAGGAAGAGUCAUAAGGUGGCGAGGUGGUGAGCACGCGGAGCACGAGUGCGCUCAGUGAUUCAAAUCCAAAUCUUAGGCCACAACCCACAAACAAAUGAAUGGCACGCCAUCCCACAAUUAAUGUUUACUCUAAUCAUCACUCAAUCUCAAAGUCUCAAUCACACACACUUCCAUCAUCUUCAACACUCUGUUCAACCUCCAUUCAGGACUUCAUCUUCAUCUUCAUGGAGAGAAGAAAACAAAGAGUUUGUUCACUGGUUUUCAUGGUUUUACUCAUAAUAAUCCCUUGUCUUUGUCUUCUGAUUCUACUCAGUUUAAGCCUUCCAGAAAUAGCACCAGAAGAGAAGAGCAUCAAUGGUUUAUACAGGAAAGUGAUGGCUGGAACUGGGAGGAAGAGAGCAGUAAGUAGUGAAGUGAGUUUGGGCAUGUUGGGAGAGAUGAUGGUUUCUAUGUUGCCCAGUGAUCUUGCUUUCACUGUGUUUGUCCCAUCAGAAGCAGCCUUGGAGAGUAUUCUCAAACUCAGAACUAGUGAAAGUUUAACCAAAGAGAAGAUCAACAACACUUAUGCUCUUCUUUCGAGAGUCAUGGCUUUCUCUGCUGUUCCUCAACACUUGCCCUCUGCUUCUUUGCCUUUCAAUGGAGAAAUCUCAUUUGAUUCAGUGUCUGGGUUUAGACUUCAUGUUUGGAGAUCUCUUGAUAAGACUCUGCUUGUUAACAAUGUCAAUUCUGAAAGAGUGGAUCUCAGUAAGGAUGAGAUCAUUGUACAUGUUAUUUCUGGUGUUCUCAUGGAUGUUGAGUUUGAGCAAUCAUUAGAAUGAAUGAAUGAAUGAACAGACUCACAA